Messenger RNA from Poecilia latipinna (sailfin molly), 3216 nucleotides. RefSeq lists its product as uncharacterized. Gene Ontology annotation, biological process: signal transduction. The coding region runs from base 356 to 1927 and encodes 523 amino acids. Gene Ontology annotation, molecular function: protein binding. NCBI's taxonomy places the organism in Eukaryota, Metazoa, Chordata, Actinopteri, Cyprinodontiformes, Poeciliidae. The record is from RefSeq and is a predicted model, not a curated record. The transcript is spliced from 16 exons.
UGAUCUUUAUCCGCUGGAAUCGCAGGGCGCUGUUUGCCUGUAAAGAGACAAUGCCCUGAUGUGUUUUGCUGCAAAUCGAAAAUCGCCUGCCGCUGAAACGCAUGUGCAGGUUUGGAUUAAAUGAUGUUAUGUUUAUAACGCAAGGCAGUUUUUUUUUUUUUUUUUUUUUUUACGUUUUGAAAAAGCAAAAGGCGCGUGGCGUUUAACGUGACAUGAGACCUUACCUACGGUCAGCUUAAGCGCCUUUAAUGUAGAUGAGGUGAUAACGUUGCCUCCCCUCAGGUUUUUUUUUUUUUUUUUUUUACACGCUCGGCGCAGCAGCUUCAGAGGAGAAACUGCAGAUUACAGCCGAGGGAUGGUGGCGGAGAUGGCGAGUUGUGGAGCGGCAUGCCACCUGGAAGACGGAGACGGGGACGUCCCUGCCCUGGCGAACAAAGAUAACCUGUCAGAGGGUGAUGGCAGCAGUUCAGAGACUGCAGGAGCAUCCACUGAGGAGAGCUCAGAUGAGGAUGAGGAGGAGAACGACGAGGAGGAGGAGGAGAAGAAUUCUGAAGGGGGCGCUGAAGACGAUGAAAAGGGAGAAGGGAAUUCUGGAUCUGAAGGAGCAGGAGCUGAACCUCAAGCCGCUGCUGUAAAUGGGAGAGAUGAACGAUUUAAGAUAUGCUGUGAAAAAUGCAAAUCCGUCCAUCAGACUCACGGCACGGAGCUUGUUACUCCUCAGAGGAAGUCUAAGGGACGUUUCCAGUUGCAGCUGGAAGGAGAAGGCACGUAUGAGUGUUCGGUCACCGGUCUGGUCUUCGAAGCAAGCGAGCCGGUUCUGGUGCGGUAUUCUAUUCUGUCUUGGUCCAAGUUUGGCUCCUUCCUGCCAAACUCCUGGAAGUUCGCCGGACCGAUCUUCAACGUCGACACCGUCGACAAGGACGCGUCUGUCCUCACCUCUAUCCAGUUCCCCCACUCCAUCUGCUUAGCCCAUCCAGAGGAGGACCUGACGUUCAAGGUUCUGCACGUUAAGGACAACGGUCCCCUCAUUGAGCCGACCGCAGACCACUCAGGAAGCCACGUGAAGUGGAACGUGACGUCCCUCUCGCCGGUCGGUCCCAUCAUUCAGAAGUCAGGGUCCGUGGAGCACCACGGGGUGGUUCUAGUCUACAAGCAGCUCGGCAGCGACACCAACAACUACAGCUUCCACGUCUACCUAGCGACAAACAGCUCGUCCGACAUUAAAGAUAUAGGCAAACAAGUUCGGGGCUACAAGAAUCGAUACAUGAAGAUCGAUAAGCCUCCCACGUGUAAAUUGGACGAGGGGACGUAUCGCCUCGUGAGUGAGCCGGAGGGGGACAUCAAACCUGAGGAGCUGAAGUUCACGCUCGCUGUGACCAAGAUGAAAGGCUACUUUGAAGCUUUCUUUGAGGAGCGGCCUCCUUUCAAAUUGUCUCUAAUAGAGAUCGACACGGACGAGACCGUCUGGUCUGCCACCAUCAGAGAAGGCGACUGUGUGGACAGCUCAGAAAAAAAGUCAAGGAAAAGGACAAUCUCUGGCAGACAGAGGAGCAGCAGCCACUCAGAAGAAGAAAUGGCCUGUAAAAGACCGAAGUGGCAGGACGAGUCAGAUGGAGUGAAAGCAGGGAAGACUCAGGAUCAGGACUUGUCAGAGAAGCAGCUCCUGCAGAUCGCCCGCCAACUUGGGACAGAGUGGAAGCAGGUGGCCAUCUUCCUGGGCAUAGAGUCGAAAUAUGUGGAUCACCUCCAGGUUGUGGAAAACUGUCUGAACAUGCAAAAGCUGAAAAUGCUGCUGGAGUGGAAGAAAAGGCAAUCAGGAAAAGCUACAGCAUACCACCUGUUGGACAGUUUGGAUGAUCUGGACUCCUUGCCGAAUGAGGUUCGUCAGAUUCUGAAAGGUAUGAUGGACAACCAAGCUGAUAAGUAAAGAAGAAAUGUGUUCAAAAACUGAAAUAGCUGUUGCUUCAUCAAAUGAACGCAACAAGAAGCUCAGGUGUGCAAUGAAGCAACGUCGACCCUUCGGACCAAACUUAAAACUUUUCCCUUUUUGUUUCCAACACAUGAAACAGUAACAUUUUUAAAUCUACAUGUAAAUAAAUUCAGAUGUGCGCCUUUGUUUUCUAUAAAAAGUACAGACUAAUGAUGACGUCUUUGAGUAACUAUGUUUAUGAAUGACGCAGAGGUCAUUGAGAGGUUUGGUAGCUAAUUGUGUAGCCCAUAACAAACGAAAAUGUAGGUGCUGUAGUCAUGGAACUGCACAAAUCAUGAACAGUUCAUUGUAUAAAAUAUGUUUCAGUUUAAGGUGAAACCUUGUGAAAUACUUAGUGAAAACAACCAGGCAUUAGAACAGAUCUGUGAGUCUGUUUUAAGAUUUACAGACUGAAUUGUGGAUUUUUUUUAUUUGUAAAUUAGAGGUUUUUAUACUCGUAUUCUUCCUGUCCUGUACAUAUCUUUUUUUUUUUAACCAAGAUCUGUUUUUCUGAACUGUGGUUUAUUUUUCUACAUCUGUUUCGAUUGUAUGUCUAUUAGUGUUUUAUUUUAUAUUUGCUAUGUUUGUGUGAAACUAUACAGAAAUGUAACCGGUCCAAAAUGUCAUGUUUUGAUGUGGUUCAGGAAUUAUUUCUUUUUGUCUUGAGUCGAGAACAUGCGUAUUGUUUGUAAAGCUUGAACUAAUUUGUGUAUUUCAGAUGGGUACUGUAAAAAAAACAACAAAAAGAACUUGUUCUACAAGUGUUUGAAUUUAAGGCUGGAUUUGAGCAUAAAUCUGGGAAAUGUUUUUCUGAAAUUUGAUUCACAGAUUUAGAACCACUAAGGUCAGAAAAACAAACUUGACUGUACAAACUCUGGGAGAUAUAAGUUAAAUUACUUGAAACAUUGUUGAUUUGUCAACACUUUUACAGAAUAACUGAAGCAGCCAUGUUUUUUACAACUGAAUCAUUUCUUAUUAUGUCCAGAUAUUAAUUAGCUUUCAGAAAAGCAGCUUUACAGAACUUACAGCUGAUGUUUUUAUUUGUCCUUAUUUUUGUCAGGUCUGAAUCCCUCCAACAAUUUUUGGAAAAAAGUUAACUCUUAAAGUGAAUAAAACAUGAGAUGGAUUUAUGUUUUAAUUUUGUGAUUAUAAUCCUGUUUCUAAAAAAAAAAAAAAGAAUUGAGACAAUGUACCAAAUGAGAACUCAAUAAAGUUGCUGAUAAAUUGCUAUGAAAUGUUAAAAACCA